This is a messenger RNA of Aureobasidium pullulans EXF-150, 3200 nucleotides long. RefSeq lists its product as uncharacterized. The record is from RefSeq and is a predicted model, not a curated record. The transcript has a single exon. Lineage: Eukaryota; Fungi; Ascomycota; Dothideomycetes; Dothideales; Saccotheciaceae. The coding region runs from base 158 to 3028 and encodes 956 amino acids.
CAAAGCAUCUGAAGCCGUCACUUGUCAGCUGUCAGUGCUCGCAACUCGCCCAACACGACGGGCCCACGCGUGGGCUUAGGCUGCCAAUUCAGCUUCCUGCCAUGCGCCAACUACGUCCUCAACCGUCGUCGUCCUUCCUCCCGUAACGCCAUCGCCCAUGCCUCCACGCCGCUGGCUGUGGCCUUGCGCCGAUUCCCACGUCCUCCGAUUGCCCGCCUACCAGAACCCUACCCUCCACGCCUGUCUGGUCCACCCUGACAAUCCCGACGAUAUCCUGGUAUCCGACUCCGACGAUGAUCUGGACGAUGACUUCCACACAGCCAAACGCCAACGCAUUGAAGCCAUUGCCCAUUCCUUCCUCAAUGGCCGCCCCAUUUACAUCCCCUCUGCCACCUUGAAAGGUCCCUUUCCCGCCGACAGAGAUUUGUCUCUCUGCCAUGAGCCUUUCUCAAGCCCGCCUGCCAACUCCGUCUCGCCUCCUCCCAUCGUCACUGCCGACACCUUCAUCCGCCGUAGACCUGCACGCACACGGCUGAAGUCGCCCACUCCCGAGCCCACCUUUACACCCUCCAAGCCUCAGCAGUCCUCGCCGCUCAUCCUAGAGAAGCCUGCCAAUCGUCCUCAAUCUUCUCGCCAACCUCCUCGAUCCUCCAAGAACAAAUCUCUACGCUUCGACCUCCCGUCUUCUGCUGUCUCGGCUCCAAGCACUGUUCUACCGCCAUUGCCCAAGUUUGUUGCUAUCAAUAAAGUUCUUCAAACAAGGGACACGCCAGACAAGCCUCCAAGCUCUACAGCCCCUUCUCACACGACACCUUGGUUCGCCGAUCGCAUUCCCGAUUCAAGUUGUAUAUCCCCUAGCCCUUCGCCUUCAAAAGAUGCACUUCCUGCUCUCUCUUCCAGCAAGCUGGCCAGUGUGUUGAGGCAAAGACCGGCGUCAUCCCUGAACAAGGCCGAGAAGGCUCCUUCUUCGACACACAAACUGCACAAACUAUCAAGCGUGAAAAAGAACAAGAAACCAAUCAAAAGAGUUUACCAAGCUGCCGCAACCUCAGACACCACUUCGCCUUUCAUUUACAGGAGAAAUGCAACGCUGGCCAGGAAGACGGUUGUGCCAGAGAAAGACAAGAGCGUCGAGUGCGAGGAUGUGGUCAAUAACCCGAGUGCAAGCGAAAAGCAGUCCAAAACUCCAGCCUCGCCUGUGAAACGUCAUGCGGUUCUGUUUGAAUCUUCUCUGGUCGUUCCCGAGCCUAAAUUGUCGCACCCUCCGUCAGCAGUAGCCGAGCCCGAACGCUCGCCAGAACGUCCCCAGCAUGACUUUGUACCUGCAAUUAACAUGUCGUUUGGCCAAGAGUCUUUGGGCAUGGACUUCAAUAUCAUCAAUCAUUUCAACGACCGACUGCCUGGGUCCUCGGCGAACAAAGAAAGAACAGACUUGGGCGAAGGCACCCCAGAGAAUCAAGAUCUACCCGUUGUGACUAGUGCUCCGGUUCUUGAUACUGAGAACGAAACACUGAGCAAUGAUAAAGUAGCACCGGAAGAGGUUGAGGCUCAGGAGGCACUUCUAGAGAGAACUAUUCAGGAACAACUCACCCAGGAACAGCUUACUCAAGAGCAUCUCACUGCGAACGAGAUGGAUGUGCCAUCAAACGAAGGGAAUGAAGCUUUGGUUCCUGAAGGAGGAAAUGCACCCCCGCAAGUUACCAAUAGGCUAGCCGGUGAGCUAAUGGACGAUACUGUCCUCGAAGAUGUAGAGGAAGCUGAAGACGGGCCUAUGGAUGACAUGCCAUACAUCAGUACUCAGGCAGCCAUACAGGAUGCUCAUCGCGCACUGUUUGAUGCGUCUUCUCCCUUGCAACUCCAAGAAGAACCCUCUGAGCUGCCAUUCGAGACUCCAGCCAAGCAAGUCACCAGUCGUGCGUCAAGUCCCGUACACACCAUCACACCGUUCCAUCAGUUCAAUGCGGAGUUGACAACCGACACACAAGCACCAUUGCCUAAUACGCAGGCCUUGUUCGACGGGUUCUACUCUCCAAUCAAACUGAGUGCCAAAAAGCCAAGAAGCACGAAGAGGGCUAGUUUUGCUCCUUCAGUCAUUCUUGAAGACGCAGAUGAUACUGUUGCGAGUCUCGCGAACGAUGCUUCUGUGCACGAAAACAACGAAGACCAUGUUGAGUCUGAUCUCGACGACUUCUCUGUAGCUGACGACCAGUCUCCUUUGCUUCGCAACUCGAUUAGUCCGGCGCUUCCUCAAGGUCGGACAAGUACUUCUUCAGUCCAAAACCCCUCAGGUUACUCCCCUCCUCGAAGUUUGUCAGACCGUAGCGACUCUCCGGACUUCAUAUUGUCUCAGAGAACCACGACAUCAAGAAGAGGCUCCAGUGGUCCCGUAUUACCUGUCUUGCAACAAGAGUCAAUAAGCCUCUCAGAAAUGUUCGAUUUUGUAAGCAGUCGACGGGGUGUGGAUGUCGAUACUCUUUUGUCACAGAACACUCCGACGUCAUCAUCCAAGGUUGGGAACAAGAAUGGACAGAGAUCUGCUCGCUCAUCCCAGGCAAGACCUCGCUCAUCACUGCCCAAGUCUCUAUCAUCUCAGUUGAAGCGGCCGCAUUCAUCACUGUCUAAACCGCUCUCUGAGCAGAGUUCUGGCAAACGUCGUUCUUUGCGCCUCUCUUUGUCACAACCGAACCCUCAGACGGAAGAUGAUCUUGACACUGAUAUCGACAUUGAUGGUCCUCCGGCCACCCAACCUCAUCUCAACGACGUGGGCCUCGGCAGAUCUUUUGCCUCUGUAUCAUCUACCGUCCCCGAUGGCUCUUCUACGAUACCUGAUCCCAGUCUUGCGCUUAACCACCUGCAGCAGAACGCAACACCGGCGUCGGGAAAGCCUGCUUGUACACCUGGCAGUGCACCACAAAGCACAGAUAUAAUGUCUAGCUACCAGAAUGCCCAGAAGCAGUACAGCAGCCUGACAGAUCUUGACAGCACGAUGCCGGACUUGCCGCAGACGUUCUUGCCACCAGUCCGUUGAUACUCGCAAUGAGAUUCUGAAAAGCCGCGUGGUCAUUGAUCUGAAUGUGAUAAGUUUGAUUGGCACAAUGGUGCUUGGGUGGGCAUACUUUGGCGUUUUUUAAUGAGGCAUGAUAGCAUAAAGAUACCCUCUCUGUUUUUAUUUUCGGAAAUUUGAUAUAUUGUUUGAUCGU